Messenger RNA from Lampris incognitus (smalleye Pacific opah), 1908 nucleotides. RefSeq names its product sialomucin core protein 24-like. NCBI's taxonomy places the organism in Eukaryota, Metazoa, Chordata, Actinopteri, Lampriformes, Lampridae. The record is from RefSeq and is a predicted model, not a curated record. The coding region runs from base 153 to 995 and encodes 280 amino acids. The transcript is spliced from 4 exons.
CCACGAUGGCGGGAAGAGGGCAAUCCCACUGCUGACAGAUUGUGGGGAGCAGACUGCAGGCAGUCACAGCAAAGGGACGGCGAGUGGCUGCCAGGGACGUGAGCCGAGUUCCUGCUUUAACGCUCACAAACAACAAAGACUUUAGAACAGCUAUGGAUGCCCAUUCCGCUCUGCUGGUAUGUUGUCUUUUGGCCUUUUCUUCUGCUACGACGACAAGGACGGCACCAGAGAGAGGGACCUCGGAAUCGACAGUUGUUGGCGUGACUGGAAAGCCUGAAAUGAGCCCCAGUACCCUCGCUCUGAAACACACCUCUUAUGCAAUACCUUCAACUACUGACACCACUGAUUUUAGGGCAGCGUCCAUAACCAUUUCCUUGAAGUCAACUGACAGCACCACUCCGUUUUCCAGCACUGCCCCUGGACUGACAAAGCAAACUGGGACCAAAGCAAUAUCACCCGCAAGAACGGAUCACCCCUCGACAACGACCACCCGAACCACUGCAGCAGAUAGUACAGCUCUGGCAACCACAACACCCACUGCUGAAACACCAAAGGUGUCUGUGCCUGCAACUCAGGUGACCCAGACGACUGUAAAUCACAGUUUGACUGAUACGACAUUCAGGCCGACGACUCAAAGUGCCGCUACCUCCGCCCAAACCACCGCGGAGGCACUGCCCAGUGCCACACAAGGUGUGAAACUUGCCAAUUCGGAGAAGAAUAUGACCAUUGUGUUUGGGGUCCUGCUUGGCACGUUUGCUGUGGGAUUGUUCAUGUACAUGUUCCACGGAAGGAAACGGAGAAUGCAGUUCUCACAUCAACCCCUUUACAACACUGCAGACACAGAUGGAUUAAUAGCAGACAACGAUACACUUGUCAUCUCUGGAGGACUUUAUGACGGCCAUCCCAUCUUUGACAAUCAACCUCCUACUACAACACAACAAUCUCAAUUCCGCCUUGAGUUCAUCUCUGAGGAAGAGAGGAUCCCUACAUUUUGAUGUUAUAUUUGAUGAGUCAGUGGCAGUUUUCUUCAGCUAUUCAGAGAUUUCUACAGUCGUGAACUCUAAAUUAUACUUAACAAGGUAAUGGAUACGAGGAAAAUAAUUUUGGACGGAUGCAAUAUUCAAACAAGGAUAAUAAAUUUUAUAAUUGACAAAUGUCACGGUCCGCGGUGGUGUAGCGGUCUAAGCAUCGGCUUUGUGUCGAUGCAGUUGCCCACUGGGGACGGGGGUUCGCGCCCCGGUCUCGUCAGAUCCGAUGAAGCAGCAAUAAUUGGCAACGCUGUCUUCGGGAGGGGGGGGCGGAGUCGGCUUGUGUUCGUCACGUGAAUGCGUCUCUGUGUGUGUCGGAAAAAGCAGUGGUUCGGUCUGGAGUCGCCUUGUCACGAAAGUGGGGAGGCGUCUCCUUUGAGACUGCCGGCCGGAGAGAUGCAGUUGGCGAACGCAUGCAGUACGAGGGUGGGCGUUUGAAUUAAAAUAGGGAUCUAUUGGCCACUAAAUUGGGAGAAAUCAGAAAUAAAUUUAUUAAAAGAAUUGACAAAUGUAAUAUGAAAUCUCAACACCAUAGUAUGUCCCCUUUUGGACAAACUGCAAAAAAAAAAAAAAAAAAGCAACACAAACACUCAGAAGCAACUAGGAAAACAACAAAAAAUACAAGGGAAUUUAUACUUGAAAAAUAUAUCUGAACACAUGCAAAAUUGUCCGGUCGUAUUAUCUACACCGACAUCUUCUCAGCACACCUCUUCUUCUUCGAGCGAGUGAUGGCAGUCCAACCAGCUUCUCUGAUCCUUUUCAUUGCCGCCAAUUUUACUGAACUCCCAGGUGACUUAAGAAAGGCAGGACUCUAUUUGAAAAACAAAGACAUGAAUGAUCUUGUUAUUGUAAAAUGAAAUAAAAACCUGUGAGAAAACAA